Messenger RNA from Phanerochaete carnosa HHB-10118-sp, 418 nucleotides. RefSeq lists its product as uncharacterized. Lineage: Eukaryota; Fungi; Basidiomycota; Agaricomycetes; Polyporales; Phanerochaetaceae. The transcript has a single exon. The record is from RefSeq and is a predicted model, not a curated record. Bases 24 to 404 code for a protein of 126 amino acids.
CCCCUCUGCUGGUGCAGCGUUUCAUGCUAAACCUCCGUCAGCUUGAUUAUGCCACCAGUGAAAGCAAUUCGGAUGCACAGCAAGUCUCCCGCUUCUCCGUCAGCUUCAGGGUGCCUUCGGAUUUCCUCGGGAAUAUUGGCGAACCUCUGGAAUACGGCCAAUCAGAGCGAGUAGAAGACAAUGACAACGACGGAAGCAGUGCGGCAGAAGAGUCAUGGGACGGACUCGAAGGGGGAAGUUUCACGCAUCUGCCGGGUCCAUCGUUUACGCGUCGGGACAACCCAAUGGAAUCCGGCGCCGAUCUUAUGUUGCAAGCCGCUGAACGUGCAAGCGAAGGCGGCAUCGUCGGAUCGUCCGCUAACUCGGGCAGAAUGGUGGCGGGGCCUUCUACAUCCACUCAUUAGGUGAGUACUCUGUU